CUCCCAGGGGAGAGAGCGGGAGAGAGCCUGAGGGGCUGAUGGGAACUGGCAGAGGCAGCAGCAGAAUCCUGCUCUGUGACCUGGCCUGGCGGUUCAUCUGUCAGAACUUCUACCUCUGGUCUCCGUGGGCUGGCUGAGUGAUGGCUUGUGCGUGGCCUGGAAGGGGGUCAGUUGGGCAAUGACUUCAUAAAUGAAGGCGGAGUCCCGAGGGGUGCCCAGCCCUUUCCUCAGAAUGCCUUUCCCAGCUCUCACUUCUCUCCCCCUAGUGCUCUUUCCCUGGGAGGGCUGCAUUUCCUCCUGGCCUCUCUGUCUUUGGAGGAAUCUUCAUGCUUCCUCCCUUCUGCCGUGAGCAUGAGUGGGAGAGGAAGAGGUAGCCCCCCAGGGCUUAUUUAGGCUCCUGGGGCCAGGAAAGGGGAGGAGUCCUUUAGUGGAGGAACUCUGAUCUUUGAGGUUCUGACCGCUCAGUGUGAGCUGUGGCAGUGUUAUGUGCUAUUCCUAGGACAGGUGCAAAGUCCCAGGUAGAUGGGAGGAGCUGCCUCAGGCAGGCUGGGCUUCUCUCUGGCUCUGGGCCAGCGUCACAGUGUGUUUGGAGUGGGUGUUGGGAAGAGUGCAGGGUCUUUGCCCACGUCUGCUGAGUGAGGCCCACACAGUGCUGGGAGGAGCAGUACACCUCCCUGGGCCCAGUCCUGGGGGUGGGGGUGCCCUGGGAGCUUCCAUGGACCUGCAGGAGUAUAGUCAGGGUGAGGGGCUGGGGCACAUCAACAACAACCAGCGUUCAAAUCCUGCUCUGCCACUUACUAGACUUGUGGCCUUGCCAAGUUACUUCUCUGAGCUUCAGUUUCUUCCUCUGUUGCAGAAGGAUAAUAGGCAUUAGGGCUGUUGUCGGAUUAGCACAACACCUGGUAUAGUAAAUACUGAACACGUGAUAGCCACAUUAGUAUCAUUACUGUCGUUAACUACCACCAUAAUUUCUUUAAUGUUGUUUUGGAACUGAGGGAUAAGGGGGCCAGGAGACGGGCAGGCUCGCUCCGGUGGUUUAUCUCUGAGGACUGAGGGGUGGGGGCCAGAGGCCUCUCUCUGGAGAAGGAGGUGGGUGGAGAGGACAGGUGGAGGUGUCUCCCUGAGAGGGCUAUGUGGGAGCAUGUGUGGGGAGGAAGGCUGAGUCCUCCUUGCUGGCCAGCCUGUUCCCCACGGAUGUUGGCUGCUGUAGCUCUGUCUUCAGCCUUGCCCACCGCAGCAUGGCAGCAUGGUAGCUGUUUCCAGCUCUAUCUCUCUCUUCAUACCCCUGACACGACCAUAGCCGUUGCCUGCUGGCACUUGGAUUGCAUGGUCCAGUAUGCCUCCUGCACCAUUCUCUGGCCCCAAACUCACCUAGAAUACAUACCAGUUCCCUUCUUAGGGCUUCCUGAGACACGGUGGCCAGGACCUGUGCAGAGCUCUUACAGAGGGGAUUCUCACAACCUCCAUUCCUUGUGAGCAGCUGAGUUGGUCCAGGCUCAAUGUCCAGCCUAUUUGAGGAAAUCACGAGUUGUGGUCCAAGAGACGGAGCUGGAGGGGAUAUGAUUGCUGUCAGAAGCAUCCUUGACUCUGACAGAUUUCACUGCUUCUCUCCGGUGAGUGGGAGGAGAAAUUUCCGGAGAUGCCAGUACCACAGGACAGACCUCACCCUAGAGGACAUAGUGGAGAGAGAGGAGGGUGAAGUGCUGUUUGAUAAGCUGGAUUCUGGGCUCCAAGGCCAAAAGGCUGAGUUCCAAGUUCUGGAUGUGGUAGACUCAAAAGGAAUGUUGACAGUGAAAUUAUCGAAAGAAAUAAUAAUUGCAGCGACCUUCCACAGAUCCCACAAGCAGAGAAUCAAGACAUUGGAGACCUGGACCCAGCAGUAUCUGGAUUCCCUUGAGAACAGUGAGUUGAAGAGAAAACUACCUACUUUGUUGCAAUCAAUCUGGGAAAUGAGAGCAGACCUCUAUCUGGUGACAGAGACUCUGGAGACAGCAAGGAAGGAAACCCUGAAAACUGAAUGGCAGUGUAUGUUGUGGAGUUGGAUGGGAGGCAGGGUCUGUGAGAGAACCAGCCUUGGCCCACCCAUGGUAAGUCAGGUGGAUACCAGCCCAGAUGUCAGGCUCUUCAGCUCUCCUUCCAGACCUCCCAAUCUAGAACAAAGAGUAAGGGACCCAGGAAAGAAUUGGAGCAGAGAGAGGGAGGAACCAGCAGGAGGGGCAGUUACCGUACUGAAGACAGUCUGCUAUAGUGGGACUGGCACUCAUCUCCCCCAUCUCCUGGCCUCGGUGUCUGAGGCCCUGAUCUCUGGUGACCUGGAGGGUCCAGCAGAUCCUCUUGUAAGUAGCCUUUUUAAUGCUUUUUAAUGCUGCUUGGAUCUUGGUAAAAACACAUACAGAAUCAUUCUGAAUGUCCUGGAUGCCUUGAUUGAGAUAUCUUAGGAGCAGCAUCUUGUGGCUGAGGCCCUGGAAAAGGGGAUUCUGUCCCUGUUGAAAGACCAGAUAAAGUCUGUCCUGGAGCAGAACUGGGGUGAGCAGCCCCACGAUGUGGGCUGUGACCCUGAUGCAAGAUUUCUCUGUGCCCUCCGUGUUGCUGUCUCCGUCCUGCUGCAGCUGGGUGAGAAGCCUAUCUUAGUGUCUUCCUAACUAUGUUAGCUCUUGAACCAUCUGGAUGCUCCCCUCCCAGACCAUCCUCUCCCCCUGCACCCCCAAUCACUAGAACAAUGUCUUUAUAACAAACAGCUGACUUUUCUUUGAUAGAUCCCAUUCCCUUCAUGAUAAUGCCCCCAAAUCAGCCUACAUUAUAUGCAUGGACUUUUCUAAGA
This is a messenger RNA of Panthera uncia (snow leopard), 2821 nucleotides long. It is a transcript of the gene GSDMB, whose product is annotated as gasdermin B. Gene Ontology annotation, molecular function: phosphatidylserine binding; phosphatidylinositol-4-phosphate binding; phosphatidylinositol-4,5-bisphosphate binding. Lineage: Eukaryota; Metazoa; Chordata; Mammalia; Carnivora; Felidae. The record is from RefSeq and is a predicted model, not a curated record. Gene Ontology annotation, biological process: defense response to bacterium; pyroptotic inflammatory response.